AUGGUGGGGGAGAGGGAAAUUACGACACUGGGCCCCCACAAUGGCACCCACAGACAAUGAAGGGCGUCCGUAUCUACAGCACCGAGCACACACCCAACAGGCGGCACAUACAAGUGAUUAUUUGUUUUAUCGUCAACGAGUUGAUUAGUGCUACGAAUGGUUGGCCACAUCCGCUGAUAAUGCCGCCCAUACAGCCGUUCUGUACUGACGCCAUGAAGCCCUACUGUCAGCAUUGCUAAUUUUCGGCCGACCCGACACGCGUGCGAACCGACCCUCACACAGCAUCUUUGACCGAAAUCUUCACCACUACAACGAAACCUAUACACAGCUUCACGGUUGAACGACACAGAUCGAUGCUUCCCCGAGUGCGCGGGUCGCAGGCAGACAUUGACGGAGGCUUUCUCGGGAUCGUGAGCCGAUCGGCAGCAGCAGCAGCAGCAGCAAAACGAGUCUGGUGGUGGUAAAAGUGAAAGUACGGCGGCACCAUAGCCUGCUGUGAUCCAGCGUGAUCGUCGUGUGUAUUUGCGCCAGUGUGUUGGUUUCUUGGCAUCUUACGCAGCUGUUUUAAUACCAUCUUGCGAUCGUGUACGGUCGUGAGGCACGGUGUCGUAGCGGACACGCGUUCGGUCCUUAUUGGUUUGCAGGGAAAAUAGUGAGACACUUACCGCGCAAUAGUGUAGUGGGGUUGUGCUUCGCAGUCGUGCCCAACAUAAGCCUUUAACGUGCGCAGUAUUUCGCCACCGGGUGUGCUUAUAGUUUUCUGCUGUAUUUCUGCCACUAGCAGUCGCAAAUUGUGAUACAAGCCCACCAGCACCAGCACGAUGACGUACAAUCUGGAUGAACUGAAAAAGCGCUCCGUCGUGGCGAGCACCUCUCACAACAUAAGCAACAAUCUGAAGCCCGCGCCCAAACAUGAGAAGGUACCGGAAUCGGCGAAAACGAUCACCGAAAUCACGCGCACCCACCGGACGGCGUACAUCAUAUUCGUGUCGCUGCUGCUGGAUCUGCUGGCGUUCACGAUGAUACUGCCGCUGCUUCCGUCCCUGCUCGAGUACUAUCGGAAGAACGACAACCAGCUGUACGGUUACCUGGCCAACAGUAUUAAGCAAUUUCAGCUGUGGAUCGGUGCGCCGGAACGCUUCACCAGCGUCCUGUUCGGGGGAGCGCUCGGCUCGAUGUUUAGCUUUCUGCAGUUCCUGAGCAGUCCCAUCGUCGGUGCGCUGUCCGAUUACUACGGGCGCAAACCACUGAUGCUGCUGUGCGCGACCGGCAUUGCCGCUUCGUACGGCAUUUGGGCGUACUCGGAAUCGUUCCUGCUGUUUGUGAUAGCACGGUUCGUCGGUGGCAUCAGCAAGGGCAACGUUUCGCUCUGUAUGGCCGUGAUAACGGACGUGUCGAACCAGCAGAACCGCGGCAAGGCGAUGGCCCUGGUGGGGAUUGCCUUUUCGCUCGGCUUCAUAGCGGGUCCCAUGAUCGGGGCGACGUUUUCCCGCUUCUCGGACAAAACCGGCACGCUGUGGUUCUUCGCGCCGGCCAUGUUUGCGAUGCUGCUGGCCGUCGCCGACAUACUGUUUCUGGUGCUCUGCCUGAAGGAAACGCUGCCGAAGGAGAAACGAUCCACGCGCAUCAUCAACUCGCUGUCGCAUGCGAUCGAUCACAUCAGUAUUAGAGCGUUGUUUCGCUUUUCCGCGGUGGAAAAUCUGUCCCAGAAGGAUGUGCGCUCGCUCAGGCGGCUGGGCGUGACGUACUUUCUUUACCUGUUCCUGUACUCCGGGCUCGAGUUUACGGUGACGUUCUUGAUGUACCACAAGUUUGGCUACACCUCGAUCGAUCAGGCGAAAAUGUUCCUUACCACAGGUGUACUGAUGGCGCUACUGCAAGGUUCCGUUGUACGCCGGCUUCCCGACCGACUGGUAAAGACUUCCGCCGUGUUUGGCCUGUAUUUAAUCAUUCCCGCCUUCAUCAUCGUCGGUUUGGCCGAGUCGUCUCCAGUGCUCUACCUGGGCAUGAUACUAUUCGCCAUCUCCACCGCGUUUGUAGUCACUUGCAUGACCACAAUCACCUCCAAGUACGGUGACUUUCAUCAGAAGGGAACUGUGCUGGGAGUGUUCCGAUCGCUGGGAGCUCUCGCCCGGGCUGUCGGCCCUAUCGUGGCCUCGAUGGCGUUCUGGAGCGUCGGUGCUCGGUUUACUUACAUCGCCGGCGGCAUACUGCUACUGUGGCCCGCACUGAUGCUGCAGUACUUAAAGCUGUGAAUGCUCCUGCCAACCCACCGCGUUGCGUCAGUUUGUGUCCUUCUUUUUCUAUUCCGUCGUUUUUUUUUGUGUUGUUAUAGUGUAUACAUUGUAUUUAUAAGGCAACAACAACCUGUAUUGAUAUUUUUUACAGUAUUCUGUAAACUCCUUUUUACCGACCUGUGGCUACAGUUGGCCGCAUUUGGGGUUUCGAAUCUCCGAUGUAUUCGACUAGAAGAGUAUUGCUCUGUGAAAGGAUUUAGCAAACAAAAAUUGCAUCUACAAAACGUAGAGCAAAGCGCGUUGCGAAAUAGGUGCAAUAUAGUGGAAGUGAAGAAGGGAAGAAAGGAAGAGACAAUCUUCAACACCAGUUGAGUUUGCGAUGGAUAGUAGCAAUAUAACCAGUAUAGUGAAAUAGUUUAAGCGAUGCAGUGAAACAAUCAAACAACACGCGACAACACAUAAAAAGAAAACUUUUCACUUA
This is a messenger RNA of Anopheles merus, 2718 nucleotides long. It is a transcript of the gene rtet, whose product is annotated as major facilitator superfamily domain-containing protein 10. The record is from RefSeq and is a predicted model, not a curated record. Gene Ontology annotation, molecular function: transmembrane transporter activity. The transcript has 5 exons. Gene Ontology annotation, cellular component: brush border membrane. Gene Ontology annotation, biological process: transmembrane transport. The coding region runs from base 822 to 2255 and encodes 477 amino acids. Lineage: Eukaryota; Metazoa; Arthropoda; Insecta; Diptera; Culicidae.